Molecule: messenger RNA, 312 nt
Organism: Mycosarcoma maydis (corn smut)
Lineage: Eukaryota; Fungi; Basidiomycota; Ustilaginomycetes; Ustilaginales
Exons: 1
Coding region: 1-312 (103 amino acids)
Source: RefSeq, a predicted model, not a curated record
AUGAAUCGCGUCAGUGGGGGCUGCUGCUGCACGAACAGAGCUAUUGGAGCGCACAAGACGAGCAGAGACAAUGAGAACGAGAAAAGUAUGCAGACCCAGAGUCGGCCAAAGAUGCCGGAACUCGGAUCAAGCAUGCAAAGUGGACGCAGUGAAGCCAACCAAGGAUUGCGAGGCUCGCCUCGGGUUGACGAUAAGCUCGGUGCUCGCAACGCAUGUGCAUACAAGCAAAGCGGGCUCGAUGCUUGCGGCAUGGGCGACACUUUGCAUGUGCAACAUGCCACGAGGAUCAAGAGCGCCGGCAAAUUCCAAUAA